Messenger RNA from Acytostelium subglobosum LB1, 1119 nucleotides. RefSeq lists its product as hypothetical. The record is from RefSeq and is a predicted model, not a curated record. The transcript has 2 exons. The coding region runs from base 1 to 1119 and encodes 372 amino acids. NCBI's taxonomy places the organism in Eukaryota, Evosea, Eumycetozoa, Acytosteliales, Acytosteliaceae.
AUGAGUACACAAGUUAAACAACAACAAUCGGCAAUAAUACAACAACAAAAGGAAACAAUAACACAAUAUAGUUCAUCGCCAACAAGUGGAUCUAGCUCCAGCUCAUCGAUGACGCCAUCAGUGUCAUCAUGUUCAUUGCCAUUGAUCCAUCAGUGGAGCGAGUCGGAGGAGCGCUACACAGACACGUCGUUCUUCCCGUUGCCAAUACGCUUUGACAAGCUGAUCCCGCUGAGCGAGCGCUACAUCACUCAUAGCUACUUCCAGCGCCACAAUGGCAGCUCGUCGUUCAUCGGUCUGCUCACAAAUGCGCGCUUCUACAAGGUCGACCCAGACACAAACAAGAAGAACUGGUCUAUCGACUUGAUCGACGUGGUGGCGGUCGAGGGCGACGACUUGGUCGACCCACGCGUCCUCCGCAUCGUCUACCACAUUCGCGAUGGCGGAGCGGCCAAUGGCGCAGGCAACGAGUACGACGCCGAGGUGUCACCGCCAAACUCGCCGCUCAACUCGAGCAGUGGCGGAAGCGGAUACCAUCGCCAGACGCUCAAGCGUCGCGCCAGCUUCAGCUCUCCGGGUUCAUCAGCAUCGAAUGGCGACAAUGGCGCACCAUGGGCCGAGAAGAUAUUGAUGGCCGAGAGCGAAGAUGACCGCGACCACUGGUUGAUCGCGAUGCGAUUCCUGGUGCGCAACCUGUUCCAGAAGCAGUUUGAAGCGGCCAUACUGCCUGCCCCCGAGGUGUACCAGCUGCACCUCUACGUGCACAAGUCCAGUCGCAAGGGCAAGAGCCAAGUCAAGUGCAUGUUGCUGUCGACCGAGCGUCUCUACUGUCUGAGCGUCAAGCAUUCGUGGGCGAUGGGCAAGGUCAAGUGGUCGGUACCCUACUCGGCGCUCAAAGGUCUACAAAUAUCCAAGAUCAACUGUAAUCAACUAGUUGUCACACUAGACAACAAGGACAACACCAAACUCAAGGACGUCCAACAGUUCACCAUGAGGGAUGUGUUUGAGAGGAAUAUGUUUUUGAAUGAGUUGAGGAGAUUGUAUAACAAGACAACAAAGACACACUUGCCACGCGAAGAGAAGGAAGAGACUGUACCAAGACGUGCAUCAACAAGGAAAUGA